Messenger RNA from Misgurnus anguillicaudatus (oriental weatherfish), 1096 nucleotides. Lineage: Eukaryota; Metazoa; Chordata; Actinopteri; Cypriniformes; Cobitidae. The record is from RefSeq and is a predicted model, not a curated record.
UGUAAGGAAAAAGGAAUAAGUCCCUAAGAUAAGGAAGAAACUUUGGACACUUGUAAGCUAGAACCCUUCAAACACAUGACUGUAUAGAAACUUUAACAAGAGUGUAUAUAAGUGUCUCACUCCUCAAACACACGCUGGAUUUCUUCAUGUGUGGAUCACAAGUUCAGAUAUGAAGAUGUUUGGUCUUCAACUGUUUGUUUUGAUUUGUUUGUAUGCUGCAGUACAGCCGUCCAGUCAAACAGACACCAGCUCUUUUCUCAUCUACAAUGAGGAUCACAACAGAUGUGUGAAUGUUAUUAAUGCCAGUGUUAUACAGACGGCACCGUGUGAUGUAUCUUCUGAUGCUCAGCGUUUCCGAUGGGUUUCUUCUUCAAGAAUUAUCAGCGUCUCUCUUAAACUCUGUUUGGGAGCUCAAAGACUUAAAGACUGGCAGAAAGUGAUCCUUCUGCCCUGUAAAGAGCUCAAUCGUCUACAGACCUGGGAAUGUAAGAAUGAGACCUUGUUUGGCUUAAAGGGAAAACCGUUACAUCUGAACUACGGCAAUAAUGAAGAGACAAAUGUGGUGCUGUUUAAGGGAAAUGGAUCUUGGAGUCGCUGGCAGAUUUAUGGGACUACAGACAAUCUGUGUUCUCAUGGAUAUCAAGAGAUUUAUACUCUGGAUGGGAAUUCAUUUGGAAAGCCAUGUCAGUUUCCCUUUAAGUUUAAUGACAAGUGGUAUGCUGAGUGCAUCACGGAGGGAAGAUCAGACAGCAAACUGUGGUGUUCAACUGAGACAGAUUAUGAUACAAAGAAGAAGUGGGGCUUCUGUCCAGACGAACGCGUCUCAGGAUGGGACAGUGAUCCAGUAACUGGUGUAUUAUAUCAGAGAAACACACAAUCGGCACUGACCUGGCAUCAAGCUCGAGCCAGCUGCCAACAACAAGAUGCAGAUCUUCUCAGUAUAUCAGAACUACAUGAACAGUCUUAUAUAUCAGGCUUGACAGAUCUCUUGGGUUCAGCUUUAUGGAUUGGACUCAACAGUCUUGACUUUGAGAGUGGAUGGCAGUGGAGUAAUGGAAACCCAUUCAGAUAUCUCAACUGGGCUCCUGGUAACUAA